Eupeodes corollae is the source of this 4448-nucleotide messenger RNA. It is a transcript of the gene hzg, whose product is annotated as phosphatase Herzog. Gene Ontology annotation, molecular function: RNA polymerase II CTD heptapeptide repeat phosphatase activity. The coding region runs from base 1457 to 2494 and encodes 345 amino acids. The transcript has 5 exons. NCBI's taxonomy places the organism in Eukaryota, Metazoa, Arthropoda, Insecta, Diptera, Syrphidae. The record is from RefSeq and is a predicted model, not a curated record.
UCCAGUUUCCAAUUGUCUUUUUCAUUGGAUGCAGCUCGCGCUCGUGAAAGAAGAAACAGAAUCAGAAAACAGGAGUAACUUACGUUUGCACUAUAUUCAAGUCGGUUGUUAGAGUCAGAGAGUGAGACUGGGAACUCGAACUGAAAAGAGAAAUGAAAUGAUACCCCAGUGAAUAACAGGAAAAAAGGGGACGACGAACACGAAGUAGUAACCUUCCGAGCUGUUGCGCUUUUCCUCGUUUAUUCAUACAAAAUUGCCACCUAUCGAUAUAAUUUCUUAUUUAUCAGUGAAAAGUGAAUGAAAAUAAUUGAAAUCAUCAAUAAAAUCCACGUACGAAAGUGCUGAAUGUAUCAUAAACGGGUUGUGUUUAAUUUUUAAUAAAUAAGAACAAAAAAAAAGGAAAAAGCCAAGUGAAAAACGAAACGGGUUCUUCUCUCUCGCUUCGGCUAAUGCACAUCCCGUCCAAAAGUGACACAUCAAAAGUGAGAUAAAACAUUACUUGUUUUUUAUUUCUCGUUCGUUCGUUUCGUCUUUCGUCUAAUCGUCGUCUUCGUCUGUUGCUGUUCUGCGUUCCGUUCAUCGUUUCUCUUUCUGUUUCUCCUGCUACGGCUACUGCUACGUCUGACGUCUCGAAUCUCGGAACUCGGACUCGGAUCCACUCGACUCGACGUACACAGAAAUUCUUUUACGCUGAUUUCAUGUCGUCGUCGUUUCUCGUUUCUGUUUCUGUUUGUCUCGUGUCCAGUUCUCGUUUUUAUUCGCCAGGAGCACAGUUCGCGAUUUCAAAUCUAAAAUAAUAAUAAAUUAUAUUCGUGUCUCUGGUUUUUUAGAGCUAUUUUGGUCAAAUACAAAAAUAUACAAAAACGUAGACUUGGAACGAAGAAUAUUGGAAGUUGGAAGUUUUGCUACAUCUGCUGCCGUUGUUGUUGACGUCGCUUAAAGUGUCGCUGCCCGCUGCCGCUGCCUUGUUUCUGUUUACAUUGAAAUUGAAAAAAUAAAAUGUUGCCAGUCGCCUCCGCAAGUGAAUUAUUAACUUUAACUAACAAUUUGGCUUAAAAUAUCAAAUUCUAAAUCAGCUGUGAUCUGUCUCUCCGUGAAAAAGUGGUGUGAAAAGAAAAAAUUGGUUUGUGAACGAAUAUUUAUGCGAUAUAAAUAUUAAAAACGCCGGAAUUCCAUCAUCAAUUUGGCCACAUAUUAUAUGCUUCGACUUCUCUUGGUCUAGAGAAGAAUAUUUUCCGAUCGAAAGUGCAAAACGGAAGGGCGAGAAUCCGAGGAUUCAAGAAUCGUGUCGGUUACCAAUAAUUGUCGUCCAUGGUCAUCGCAUUGCCAACGGCGUCGCCUCGAUAUUCUAUUUUGUUACAAAUUGUUUUGUAAUUUUUGGAUUACUUUUUAUUAUUUUUUCUUUGUAUUAACUCGUUUAGUGCGCAGAAAUUCGCACUUAACAGCGAAUGCUUAAAUGGAUGCAACAUCAAUAAUAACCCAAGUCGCACGUGAUGAUGAACAGCUAAACGUCUAUGCAAAUGAAAAAGAUGACGUUGACCGAUUAAAACCUCCUAAGCGUGGAUUCUUCCAAUCAAUAUUGUGCUGUUGGCGACGCAAUCGAACGAAAACCAAUCAAAAUGGCACACCGAUCGAUGGAUCAACAACACCGCCACCAUUACCGGACCAACAAAGGUACCUACUACCUCAAGUUAGGCAUUCGGAUAUGCAUAAAAAAUGCAUGGUCAUCGAUUUGGACGAAACCUUAGUUCAUAGUAGUUUUAAGCCAAUUCCCAAUGCAGAUUUUAUAGUACCGGUAGAAAUAGAUGGAACUAUCCACCAGGUGUACGUUUUGAAACGCCCCCAUGUCGAUGAAUUCCUUCGGAAAAUGGGUGAACUUUACGAGUGUGUAUUGUUCACAGCAUCACUAGCCAAAUAUGCAGAUCCUGUUGCAGAUCUGUUAGAUAAAUGGAAUGUGUUUCGUGCAAGACUGUUUAGGGAAUCAUGUGUUUAUUAUCGAGGAAAUUAUAUUAAGGAUCUUAAUCGACUAGGACGUGAUUUACAAAAGAUUGUUAUAGUUGAUAAUUCACCAGCUAGUUAUAUAUUUCAUCCAGAUAAUGCGGUUCCUGUAAAGUCGUGGUUCGACGAUGUCACUGACUGUGAACUCCUGGAGCUGAUUCCUCUGUUUGAGAAACUCAGCAAAGUCGAUUCUGUGUAUAGUGUAUUGUGCAAUUCAAAUAAUCCCCUCAACAACCAUCUUCAGCAGCAACAACAGCAGCAACAGCAACAACAACAGCAACAGCAGCAAAUUCUCCAGCAGACUCAUUUAACACAAUCACAUCAAAUGCAGAUGGUGCAACCAGCAUCAUCAACGACAUCUAUUAUCACUCAACAACAACAAUCCCAACAACCACAGCAACCGACCCAAGGAGUUCAGUCGCAGCAGCAACAGCUACAGCAACAACAACAAAUCGGAAGUCCGCCCAGUUUAAACGAUCUAAGUAAUAAAACGUAACAGUGGGAAUAUAUGUUUAUUAAUAUUUAAGUUUUAAAGCUUAAUUGUUUAUUUUUGUUUUAAAUGUAUGUUUUAGAAAUAUAAGACAAUAGCAAGAGGAAUACAAAAAAAAUAAAGAUACUGAAAAAUAUUUAAAAAAAAAAAUGAUAAAUGUAAGUCCAUUCAAAAAGUGACUAAACUAACUGCAUUCAAAAAAAAUUAUAUAAAAACAAAACGUACUCUUAAUUAUACAUUUUUAAUUUUACUUUUGUUUUAUUUCUAAUACACUUCAUAUAAAAUUAUUUAAAUAUCAAAUUUAUAUAUUGUGUGAUUUUUCCUUUAAGAAAAAAUCUCACAAAAAGAAAAACAACUAAAAAUACAUAAAUAUAUCUACAUAUAUAUCAAAACAAAAUUGCAAUUGCUGUUCAAAACAAACAAUUCAAAUAAUAUUUUAAAAAUAAGAAUAAUAAUUUAACGAGCGAAGCGAUAAAAAAUUUAAAUUAAAAAAAAAAAACUAAUCGACGUUGUAACAUGUUUUCAAUAUUUUUCUUUUUCUACAAAGAAAACCUUUAUAAAAAAAAACAAAAAAUAUGUAUUGAGAAAUAAUAAAGUAGCAUGUAAUAAUUUUUACUAAAAUGUGAACAUUAUGCAAAACAAUGUAUUACAUCCAUUCAUAAAAAAACAAAACAGAUAAACUUAAUUUAUUGUAAAUAUUUAUGUAGUAAUCUAUAUAUAUUAUGUAUGUUCGGUUUUCCUUUUGUUUUUCUUUUACUUUUUGUUAUGAAUGUAAAUAAUAACAUAAUCCAUAAGUUAAAAGAAAAAAACAAAAAAACAUUAAAAUUUAUAUAAAUAUAUCGAAAUAGUCUUGUAUUAAAAAAAUAUAUAUAUAAAUAACUUUUUUUUACCGACCACAAACAAAGGGAAAUUGUAAUUAAACAAAUAAAAAAAAGAAAAAAAUAUAUAUAUAUUAUAUUAAUUAAGGACACAAUGGGAAUAAAAUAUUUAUAUUUAUACUUAUACUAAAAAAAUAUACAAGUAUAUUAUACACAACAAAAACAAAAAAAAACUUUAAAACAAGUACCAAUUAUAGCUUAUCAACAUUUAACUAAAAAAGGAAAUUUUAUAUCAGUGUUUUCUAAAAAUGUUUUGUUUUUAAUUUCGAAUUCCAUUCACCAUUUUUAAAAAAUACACACAAUUGGUACAUGAAAUGUUUCUGUGUAAAAUACUAAAACACUUACCUAACACUCCUGAUAUUUCGCCGCCUUUUUCUCAAUCUCUCUUCAAACAAAAUAAAAUAAAACAACAUAAGAAAAGAAAUUAGAUAUUUUUACACGGAAUUUUUUAAGGAAUGAAAAGAGUGCUGUUUUUUAGAAUAUUCAGCCGAGAGGGAACUUAUGAAAGGAAGUAAAGCAACGUUUACAAAGUACAUAUAUAUUUUCGUUUAUUUACAAAACGAGAAUCUGAUUAUUAACAUUUUUAAAUUUUUGUUAAAAUUAAAAAACCCACAGAUCAUACACUCUGCCAUAAGAAAACAAAUUAUGCAUUUUAUUUUUAAUUUGUUGAAUUAUAAGUUAGUUAAUUUUACUCAAAAACAAAAAGAUUGUUAUUUAAAGAAAAAAAAAUAAAAGAGGAAAAACAUUGAAACACAAAAAACUAAGAGCGAUGCAAAAAUUAAUAAAGAAUUAAAACGUUAUAUACAUAUUAUUAUAAUUACACAUAUUAUAUUAUUAAUCAUACAGAAUAAAACAGAUGAAUGCAGAUCCUUAAUAAAUUAUUAAAUUAAUUUAUAAACAAAUAGUAAAAAAUUAAACAAAACAACAACAAACAAAUAUCCGCGAAUAGCUACGUGCUUAUUUAUAUCAUUUUUAUCAAUUUUAACAAAAAAAAAUUAUAACGCUUUUAUAAGAAAAACAAAAUGAAUUAAAUCUAUGUAUGUAAUAUUAAAUUAAACAAAAAGAAAAAUAUUAAAAAAAAA